Messenger RNA from Malus domestica (apple), 821 nucleotides. Its product is annotated as 18.1 kDa class I heat shock protein-like. Gene Ontology annotation, biological process: response to hydrogen peroxide; protein complex oligomerization; response to salt stress. NCBI's taxonomy places the organism in Eukaryota, Viridiplantae, Streptophyta, Magnoliopsida, Rosales, Rosaceae. The record is from RefSeq and is a predicted model, not a curated record.
ACUUUCUGUAGUUCUCAGAGAAACCUUCUGUGCCAUCCUAUAUAUAUACAACUCACUCCCCAACCCUCCUCAUCAGAUAGAAUUAUCCAAAGCAAUCUAAGCAAAAAUCUCUCGCCCAAAUCCUACGAAUUCACACCCAGCAAAAACCCAACUCAAACCCACCAUCUAAUGGCUCUCAGUCUCUUUGGCGGACGACGAAGCAACGUCUUCGACCCCUUCUCUCUGGACAUCUGGGACCCUUUCGAGGGCUUCGGCGCUCUGGCCAACAUCCCCUCAUCCGCCCGUGAAACCACCGCCAUCGCCAACACGCGCAUCGACUGGAAGGAGACCCCGGAGGCCCACAUCUUCAAGGCGGAUCUCCCGGGGAUAAAAAAGGAGGAGGUGAAAGUGGAGGUGGAGGACGGGAGAGUCCUGCAAAUCAGCGGCGAGAGGAGCCGGGAGCAGGAGGAGAAGAACGACAAGUGGCACAGGGUGGAGAGGAGCAGCGGCAGGUUUAUGAGGAGGUUCAGGCUGCCGGAGAACGCGAAACUUGAUCAGGUGAAGGCGGCGAUUGAGAAUGGGGUGCUGACUGUGACUGUGCCGAAAGAGGAGGAGAAGAAGCCUGAGGUCAAGGCCAUUGACAUUUCCGGUUAAACUAAAUUCGCGUAACCUCGAUCGGCUACUUUUGAGCUCUGUUUUGGUGUGGUGUUAAGUUCUGCUUGUGUGUAUUUCCGAGUCUCUCUGUAUGUGAGAUGAGUGAUAUGGCGUGUCAAUUGUCAUGUAUGGGUUCUUAUUCUAAAUAUUAUAAUAAAUCUUUAUAAAAGUUUACAUUAUAUUUCCAA